CCAUUCUUACUUUUCCAAUCGAAUCUCAUACUGAGGCAUCCCAUAAAGGAACCACUUGUUGUGCGUUUUGGAGGAGGGGGGGUGUAAAAAAAAGAGAAAAGCACGAAAAACGGGACAGAAAAGAAUACCUGUCGUGUUUGCCCCGGCUACCAGCAGCAGACGGAGUCCUUCAAUACGUACACCUACCUACCGGCAAGGAACUGCCUGCAUCCGAUAAGGGAUCUACUCCACAAAUUACGAGGACAGGGAGGGGGUGUGGUGGAAAGGGAAAAAAAACCCCGAAUUGGUGAGAGGGAGAAAGGGAGAGACUCCGAGGGAGGGAAAAGGUCAGGACUCAUUGGCUUUAUCGCAAUAAGGAGAGCGUCUUUACAUCAACCGUUUGACAGACCGAGGAGACGAAGUGAAAUAAACCAGCACCAUAUCCAUCCGCCGCCGAUAUACCAAAAGGAAAUCUUUGGAUUUUUUUUAAAUUUUCAAAUUAUCUUUAAAACCGGGUGUUUUUCUUCUUCUUCUUCUUCUUCGUCUUUUUUUAAUCUUCUUCUUCUUCUCUCGCUCUUGCUGUUUUUAAUUUUGGCGAAGUGCAGAUUACGUAUUGUGAAUUUUGGAACCGUGCGUAUUUUUUGGAGCGUCAAAACCAGCCCGUAUCAGGAUGCGCGUGUGCCCGCUGCUGCUCCUUCUCUGCCUGCUGCGCGCCGGGCGCGCACAGAAGUUCUCAGCUCUCACGUUCCUGCGGGUCGACCAGGAUAAAGAGUGCAACAUGGAGUGCACCGGAGGUCCCCGGAAACCUCUCUGCGCCUCCGAUGGCAGAACCUUCACGUCGCGCUGCGAGUUCCUCCGUGCCAAGUGCCGUGACCCCCAGCUGGAGGUCAUCCGAGGGCCAUGCAAAGAUACAUCCAGAUGUGUAGCAGAGAAGAAAUACACUGAGCAGCAGGCCAAGAAGCUCUUCCCCCAAGUCUUUGUGCCUGUAUGCAACCCUGAUGGCACAUAUAGUGAGGUGCAGUGCCACAGCUACACUGGAUACUGCUGGUGUGUCACGCCCAACGGCCGGCCAAUCAGCGGCUCAGCAGUGGCCAAUAAAAAACCACGAUGCCAAGGAUCAAAACAAGAGAGGACAAGCACAAGAGAGCCAGGAAAAGCAGUCUCCUUGCAAAUAUUCUCCAUUCUAAAUGCAGAUGAGUCCGCUGGCCUAGUGGUGGAACCACAGCCCCCUGCAGAUGAAGAAGACAUAAUUUCCCAAUAUCCAACCCUGUGGACGGAGCAGGUCCGGAGCCGUCAGAACAACAGAACCAGAGCACAAUCCUCGUCAUGUGACCAAGAACAGCAGUCGGCCCAGGAAGAGGCCAGACAGCACAAGAACGAGGCGGUGUUUGUUCCCGACUGUGCCAGCGGAGGGCUUUACAAGCCUGUGCAAUGCCACCCUUCCACUGGCUACUGCUGGUGUGUGUUGGUGGACACGGGCCGGCCCAUUCCCGGCACCUCCACGAGAUAUGAACAGCCAAAGUGUGAUGGCAACGCCAGAGCCCACCCCACGAAACCCAAGGAUCAUUACAGGAGUAGACAUCUCCAAGGCUGUCCUGGAAAGAAAACAGAGUUCCUGACAAGUGUUCUUGAUGCGCUGUCGACAGACAUGGUGCACGCUGUCACAGAUCCAGCAUCUGCCGGCAGAAUGGCGGAGCCAGACCCCAGCCACACCUUGGAGGAGAGGGUUGUCCACUGGUACUUCAGUCAGCUGGACAAGAACUCAAGCGGUGACAUUGGCAAGAAGGAGAUAAAGCCUUUCAAACGCUUCCUGCGCAAGAAGUCCAAACCAAAGAAGUGCGUGAAGAAGUUUGUGGAGUACUGCGACAUCAGCAAUGACAAAGCACUGUCCCUCCAAGAGCUGAUGGGAUGCUUGGGCGUGACCAAGGAAGAAGGAGCCAAGACAGGAGACAGCGUGUCUUCCAGUAAACUGAAUCCUUCAAAGAAGCAGGGCUGAGCCACCAACAAAGUUUCCCCCUUCCCCUUGGAGAUGCUGCCCUUACCAAUCGGCAAUAUGGAAACCAUAGUAUUUGCACUUUGUACUUUAAAAAAAAUGUAAAUUCACUUUGUAGAGAUAAGGUAUUUAAACAGACUGCUGAAUCUGUGAAUGAUGUAGUUAGCUUUUUGUGUCCUGACAAGCGAAAAUUAUUUAACACAUACAAUGUAUGUGUCCUUUGUGUGUCUAGAAAGUGUAAUUUUCAGAGUUGUACAAGUUUUCAUGUGUGAUGCUGCAUUACAUUCCCCUGCCCUCAUUGUCUCAUUCCAUUCAUUGUUAUUAAUGUUAAAGCAAAUGUUUAGAUAGUUUGCCACACGGCUACAAUAACGUAGAACUUACCGUCAUACAUGUACUGACCCAUACAAGCCUUUCUUUGCUUUGUACAACCAGAAUGUUUUAAACAUGUUUCAUACAAACCCUACUUGUUCCCAUGUAUUCAUGUUUAUUAGAAAUAAAGAACUCUUUUAUACAUGGCUGUGCUCUGUGGGGCUGUGACAGUGUGUCGGUGAAGGUUGGAAUAGGGGGAAGAAAGUCUUGGUUUCUCAUUAAUCCAAUUAGUUACUGAUGAUGUUUGCCUUCUCACUAUGUAAACCUUGUAAUGUUUUUGACAUUUUGUGUUUUCUUGCUGUGUCUUUAAUAAAACACC
Messenger RNA from Lampris incognitus (smalleye Pacific opah), 2660 nucleotides. RefSeq names its product SPARC related modular calcium binding 2 (gene smoc2). The record is from RefSeq and is a predicted model, not a curated record. Gene Ontology annotation, molecular function: extracellular matrix binding; heparin binding; protein binding. Gene Ontology annotation, cellular component: basement membrane. Gene Ontology annotation, biological process: extracellular matrix organization. NCBI's taxonomy places the organism in Eukaryota, Metazoa, Chordata, Actinopteri, Lampriformes, Lampridae.